AUGCAACACGGUGUCAAGCGUAAGCACUGGUCCGACGCCGAACUCCGAGAGAAAGAAGCCCAGGAUGAGGCGAAGAUCGCCACCUACCGCCAGCUCACUAAGCUCGUGCUUGACCACCGCCAACAGUACGACGACACCAGUUUCACCAACACCACCACUCUCCUCACGCUCAAUCCCGAAUUCUACACCAUAUGGAACAUUCGACGAGAGAUUUUGGAGCACUGGGGGCUUGACACCGAUAAGGUGAAGCGCCACCUUGCCGAGGACCUUAAGAUGGUGAUGGCGAUGCUCAAACGGUUUCCUAAGUGCUACUGGGUGUGGAACCAUCGGCGGUGGUGUCUAUUAUCGCUUAAAGACGACGCCAACUGGGAGAAAGAGUUUGCGUUGGUCCUGAUGCUCUUGGACUUGGACAUCCGCAAUUUCCACGGGUGGCAAUAUCGUCGGUUUGUCGUGAGCCAGAUAGAGCUUGGCCAGCGGCCAGAACAACAGCUAGCCACGGAUCUCAAGGAGUUCGAAUAUACCACGUUGAAGAUCCUGGGCAAUAUCUCCAACUUCAGUGCUUGGCACAAUCGAUCACAAUUGAUCCCCAAAAUCAUCACCAGAGUACACGAGCUAAAUGUCACCGACCAGCCGAUGUUUUCUGAUCCAGAAAAGCUAAUGGCCAACGAGCUAGAGCUUGUCACCACGGGGAUGUACAUGGACUCUAGCGACACCUCGGUAUGGACGUAUCUCCAAUGGCUCGUCACUGAUCCGCUUUUGGUAACUGAAUUAAAGCAAAGAGGCGUAUAUGAAACCAUUCUUCGAGACCAACUAGCCAAAGUGAAAGAACUCGAUGACUUGGAAUUGGACGAGAAUGGCAAGCACGACGUGUGGUGUCUCAAGUCUAUGGUGCUCAUCACUGCCUUGCUUAAUCGCGAAGCGCAACGACCGAUCGUCGAUGAAAACAUUACUGAAUGGUUGAACCUUCUAGUUGAGCUUGAUCCCCAACGUCAUCAACGCUAUCGCGACCAACUUCUGGGCCGCAAUCCCGUCAUAUCUACUACACCAACGAGUGUUACCUCGUGA
This is a messenger RNA of Diutina rugosa, 1065 nucleotides long. It is a transcript of the gene BET4, whose product is annotated as Rab geranylgeranyltransferase. The transcript is spliced from 2 exons. Gene Ontology annotation, biological process: protein geranylgeranylation. NCBI's taxonomy places the organism in Eukaryota, Fungi, Ascomycota, Pichiomycetes, Serinales, Debaryomycetaceae. The record is from RefSeq and is a predicted model, not a curated record. Bases 1 to 1065 code for a protein of 354 amino acids. Gene Ontology annotation, cellular component: Rab-protein geranylgeranyltransferase complex; cytoplasm. Gene Ontology annotation, molecular function: Rab geranylgeranyltransferase activity.